Molecule: messenger RNA, 1394 nt
Organism: Nestor notabilis (Kea)
Lineage: Eukaryota; Metazoa; Chordata; Aves; Psittaciformes; Psittacidae
Product: actin filament-associated protein 1-like
Exons: 9
Cellular component (GO): cytosol
Molecular function (GO): SH3 domain binding; SH2 domain binding
Source: RefSeq, a predicted model, not a curated record
GAUAUCUCAACGUGCUCUCAAAUAACCGCUGGCGUGAGCGCUGGUGCAGAGUGAAAGAUAAUAAACUCAUUUUCCACAAGGACAGGACAGAUCUGAAGACGCACAUUGUUUCUAUCCCCCUCCGUGGCUGCGAAGUCAUCCUGGGACUGGAUUCGAAGCAUCCUCUGACCUUCCGCCUUCUCCGAAAUGGGCAGGAGGUUGCUGUGCUCGAGGCAUCCUCCUCCGAAGACAUGGGCAGAUGGAUAGGAAUUUUGCUGGCGGAAACGGGGUCGUCGACAGACCCUGGAGCUCUGCACUAUGACUACAUUGACGUGGAAAUGACUGCAAGCGUCAUUCAGGCUGCCAAACAGACCUUCUGUUUCAUGAACAGAAGAGUUAUAUCUACAAAUCCGUAUCGGGGAAGCACUGCCAAUGGCUACGCCUGUCCGAGUGGAAUGGCACUUCAUUACGAUGAUGUUCCCUGCAUAAAUGGAUCGUGGGAACCAGAAGAUGGCUUUCCUUCUUCUCGUAGCAGGAACAUUGGAGAAGAAAUGCUUUAUGAUAAUGCAGGCCUGUACGAUAACUUGCCGUCUCCAAAAAUCUUUGCACGCUAUCCACCAGCUGACAGAAAACCCAAUAGGUUAUCUACUGACAAACUCUCCUCUAACCAUUACAAAUACCCUGUCUUAUCCAAUCUAUCUUCUGCUCAGUCUGUCACUAAUACCUCUGCUGUGGGGAGGGGAUCUGGCUCACAGUUUAAAGGCAAGAAGCCUCCUGCGACUGCUAAUGGGAUCACUGGUAAAGGGAGAACUUUAAAUAGCCAGCCGAAGAAAUCUGAAUCAGUGUCAUGUGUAAAGCGCACUGCAUCCAAUGCGGAGCAGUACAAAUAUGGCAAGAAUCGUGUGGAGGCAGAUGCGAAGAGGUUACAAAGCAAAGAGGAGGAGCUGCUAAAGAGGAAAGAGGCACUCCGGAACAGGCUGGCCCAGCUCCGAAAAGAAAGAAAAGAUCUACGUGCUGCCAUUGAAGUCAAUGCUGGCAGGAAGACCCAAGUGAUUCUUGAAGACAAGUUGAAGAAGUUGGAAGAGGAGUGUAAACAGAAGGAGGCUGAACGUGUAAACCUGGAGCUAGAACUGACUGAGGUGAAGGAGAGCCUUAAGAAAGCCUUGGCUGGUGGCAUCACACUGGGCUUGGCUAUUGAGCCCAAGUCGGGAACAUCAAGCCCACAGUCUCCAAUUUUCAAGCACCGAACUUUGGAAAACUCCCCCAUCUCCAGUUGUGAUACCAGUGAUACUGAAUGCUCAAUACCUGUGAACAGUGCAGCAGCUCUAAAGCGCCCUCCCUCCUCAAAUAAUUCUCCGUGUCGAGGCCAUGUCCUUCGAAAAGCAAAGGAAUGGGAGAUGAAAAAUGGAACAUAA